UGACACCCACUGGUCAAAAGUGGCAUUGCCAGUUUAGAUGCAGCAUCAGCACCAGCAUCAGAUCACCGGAAGGAUGCUGUCGCAGAGAGGAAGCUUGGGGAUUAUAUAGAGUCGACGGCACAGAGUGUACAGUUAAAUCUUCAAACCAGACCUUGUAUAUUAAAAUAAUAUUAUAAACGUGCACCAGUAGCUGCCAUGUUCCCAUCGUGUUGCUCCAAAGCAUCGACGGACAGCGGCGCUAAGAAGAGCUCCGUGGCUAAGCUACUGCUCGGCGUGUUUGUGGUCUACAUGCUGCACACCGCCUGGCUGCUGUACGGCUUCAUCUACACCAAACCCUGCGACGAAGGCAGAGGAGAGAACUGCAUCACCUCCUACCUGACAGACACACCCAGACUGCAGCUGAGCGUCUUCACCUGCUUAAUGCCAGACAACAGCCAACUCAACCUUGCCUUAAAAAUAGACCCAUUUGACCCACAUUCUGCAUUUGAAAGACAAGUGAAUGUCUCUCUGCCGGCGGAGACUCGAGCAAAUGGUUCCCUGUUUGCAGUCGUUUACGUCCAUAAAUGUGGCGUAUCACCUCUGGAGGACAGCAGAGAAGUCCACUACGCAGCUCAGCUCACCACCUACAUCGCACCCACACACUCAGAGGACCAGAGAGAUGUGCACAAGAGAUCCGGCCCCAGGUCAGAGAAUCCUGUAUCCCACUGGAGACCUCAGCUGUCUGUGACUAUGAUGUCAGAGGACUUCACCUUCAACAAGGCGGGGCUUCCCAGUGAUGUGCGGCGAUACAUGAGAGUGUCUCAGAGCGGUCAUCAGAUGAUCUACCUUCCUCUGCUGCUGGUCAAUGAGCUCAGUGUCCGAGUCAAAGACCUCAUGGAGAUCAACAGCAGCACUGCUCACCUCCCUCUCACCGUGUCCUAUGAGGGAAUCUCUCUAAGGAGAUUCAGGUUUUGGGUUCAUCUGCAGGAUGUGGUUUAUUCUCUACGACAGUUUGGCUUUACUGAGCAAAACAUUGAUGAAAUUAAAGAAACUCUGGUUGGAUCCAAUCUCUACCUGUUAGUGCUCACUGCUCUCAUCACGGCUCUGCAACUCAUCUGUGAAUUCCUGGCUCUUAAGAAUGACAUCUGCUCCUGGGCAAAAAAGAAGAGCAUGGCAGGAAUGUCCAGGAAGUCAGUUCUUUGGCGUUGCCUCAGCACUUUGCUGAUUUUCCUCUAUCUACUGGAGGAGACCAGUCUGCUGGUGCUGCUCCCUGUCGGGCUGGGGGCGUGUGUGGAGGUGUUUAAGGUGUUUAAAGUGUUUAAGCUGCAGUGUAAACUCUCCAAACUUCAUGUAAAUAAACUGGAUGACGAGGAGAGAAAGACAGUAGAUUAUGACACACAGGCGUCCCGAUACCUGUCCUACUUGGUUUAUCCUUUGUGCAUCAGUGGAGCUAUUUUCUCACUGGGAUACCUGCGACAAAAGAGUUACUAUUCCUGGUUGAUCAACAGCCUGGUGACUGGAGUGUAUGCCUUUGGCUUCCUGUCUAUGGCCCCUCAGCUCUUCAUUAAUCACAAGCUGAGGUCUGUGAGCCACCUGCAGGGGACAGUGUUGAUGUACAGAGGAGUGAACACGCUGAUCUCAGAUCUGUGCUCCUGUGCCUCCUUCUUCUCCUCCUCCUCUGGCUCCUUCUCCUCGUCUCAUCAACUCUCCUGCUUCAGAGAUGAGCUCCUUUUCCUCAUCUACCUCUACCAGCGAAGCUGCUACGCGCAUAAGGCCAGAAGACGAGACUCUGCGACACACGGCAAGAAAAUAAAGACUCAGUGAGGAGAAGGCACAGGAGUCUCAGAGAGGAGAGUACACAGAGAUUGAAGAUGUGCAACACAGACCUAAACAGGACAUUUGGACACAAACUAAUCCAAGAUGACUAGUUCUGCUUCAGACUCUUCACUGUUGAACUGCUGCUGUGUUUUGCCUGACAUGGAAGAUUUGGAAGAACGCAGUGACUGACGUCGAUUCUCUGCUGCACAUGUGCUGCUGCUGGCUGAUCGUUCAGCAGUAAAACCAUGAGUCAUUUGCUUGUUUCUGCUUUUUUAUGCAAACAUGUGGGUUUUUUUUUUUUGGCAAAUUGUAA
This is a messenger RNA of Solea senegalensis (Senegalese sole), 2110 nucleotides long. RefSeq names its product cleft lip and palate transmembrane protein 1-like protein. The transcript is spliced from 17 exons. The record is from RefSeq and is a predicted model, not a curated record. Bases 196 to 1803 code for a protein of 535 amino acids. Gene Ontology annotation, cellular component: endomembrane system; membrane. Lineage: Eukaryota; Metazoa; Chordata; Actinopteri; Pleuronectiformes; Soleidae.